AUGACUAUGGUUCGGCAGUACCCCCCGCAACCGCCGUCGCAGCUUCCCUCGACCGUGGCCUACAACAACAUCGCACCUGCCCCAUCUCACCCCUCGUUCCUUCGCAAUGCCACCAACCUCGAGGGUCAUAGCCUUGCCCAGCACGCAAGACCGCAGCAGUACGCCCAUCCGCUAUCGAGACAUAACUCAUAUGGCUCGCAGCCUUCCGAAGCUGGCCGCACACCUAAACCUGCAGAGCACAUGCUUCGCCGUAAGACGCCUAACGGAAUCUUGGCAGCUGCGUAUGAUGGCACAUCUGUUGAGAAGAACGGAGAGCCACAUGCAACCAAACACAUCCUUCUUCCCGUGACAGCUGAAUCAAAGUUACCGUACGGUGUCAAGCAGGACCUUCCUCUGCGCUCACCGGGUAUCAACAGUGGCCUAGGACAUAACCCACAGGACACGUCAGAAUGGAGUCCCAGUCGCUACUUCGAGACCGGCACAGGGCUCCCGGGCCAGCAUCUACCCCAGAUUGAUUCUAUGCUCAACCAAAUUCCUCCAUUGCAACCUCUUCUACCCUAUCAAAUGUACGGCCAUCCCUUCUGCGGACCCAUGGGCCCACCCUUUCAGACGCCGCUGAAUCCAACUGUUUCUAAUGACCAAGGGCCGUUCGGACCCUAUUGGCACGACGGCACUUACAUUCCCUAUCGCCCUGCUGCUAUGCGGGAUCCUCGCUUCUUACAUCAUCCCAGUCAUAACUGGAGUCACCCUCACAGUAACGCCUACAAUAGCCACGCAUACAAUGCCAUGCCCAACUAUACUCACUAUCAGCAAAACCCCAUUCACCUAGAUUAUGGCCAAUCCGCGUACAACCAUGCAGGGAGGCCGUCAGUAGACUUCCCACCCUAUGGACAGCCUCAAAAUCAUGUCGCGCUAGACUACCAGAAUCAGUCGCUUCCUCCUCCGCUUACACAACGUGCCCAGGACUAUCUGAACUCUGGCCAGACAACGCCAGUCCAAGAGUUCACCCCGGCUAUACCGAACGACGAGUACGGGCUGCAGUCACCAAAUGGCCAAAGCAGAGAGAAAGUAUUCGCUUGGGCUCACGCAGUAUAUGUCGACCUACUCAGACCCCACAUCUAUCCGAAGCCACCACGACAACCUGGACUCAGCCUUUCGAGUUCUGCUACUGGUAGCAUGCCGUCUCUAGAGCGACGUGUCUCGUAUCCUGUUCCUACCCAAUAUGCUUCCCAAUCCAGAACAGAGUUCGCAUCCAGGAGACCUGCAAUGCCGCAUUCGCGCUCUCUGUCUGCGUGGUCAAUAGGCAGUGCAGAUCCCAAUGGUCAAUCUUGGCAAGGCAUGGCGCCACAACACCCCAUGCUCCCCCCAAUGCCAGGCAUGGAGCCACCACGUACCCUACGGCGAACUUCCGGCUCUGUUGCCAGCGCUCAUCAAAACCUCCGCCAGGGUUUGCCUCCGAGCAUGACGGCUGCCUCAGCACUCGAAGCGAUCACCAAGCAUUGCGAAGAAAGUAAAUGGAGCUGGAUAGAUGGCAUUCUUCUGGGCGGUUGUCUAGCAUAUGCACUAGGUGACUACCAAAAAGCCCAGGAUUGGUACAAACAUAUCCUUACGUUGGAUAAAGAUCAUGUUGAAGCAAUAUCGAAUCUUGCGGCCACUAUGCUUGCUCUCCAACAGAAGCGCGAAGCAGAAGACUACUGGAGACGCGCAGUCAAACUUCGACCCAGUUACUUUGAGGCAGUUGAACACCUGAUUGGCUUACUUUGCAGUGACCAUAAAGGUCGUGAAGCGGUUCAGGUCAUUGAAGAAGUCGAACGCCAACUGAGAUUCGCCAAAAGAGCUGACGCUUUGAAGAGCCUCGAAGCCGAAAACGAACGGGCUGCUUCCGAAUUGAGCGAGUCGAGCGUCUCGGAAGCAUCAGAUCGGCCCAUCUUUGAGUUUGAAGGAGAGGACGAGGCCAUCUUCAAGGAUCUGGAUGAGCUUCCUGGCUCGGACCAGCCGGGCUUCGGUUCAAGCGGAUAUGCUGUUGCUGGUAGCGACAACGGUCGUGUUCUAGCUCUAGUACAUGCCAAGGGCAAUAUGCUUUACGCUCUUGGUGACAAUGCCGGUGCUGCCAGAGCUUUUGAGAACGCAGUGCUCAUUGGAGCUGGACCCCACCCUAACGGUAUCGAUGGCCUCAUUAGGCGCAUUCUUGCUGUUGUUGGGUACGAUGUGUCGGAACGCUCUCCAGGAGGCCGUCGUAUGUCUCCAUCAUCUGAUCCGAUCCUGUUACCGCCAGAUGCGGCUACUAGGACGGCUCAGCUUUGUUUCCAGCCGCACGGUCAACUGCCUGGUCUCAAGCACGUUCCUAGUGAAGGACUUUCUAGAAAAGCGGCUAUAUCGACCACAAGCAACUCUUUGCUGUCACUAGCGAAGAUCUUCCAAGACGGUAUGGCAACUAAUUCACCCAAGACUACCGUGUACCAAAGCAAUUACGGUGUGCGAGAAAUCCUAGCACUUUACUACCUAUCGCUCUCAUUACAGCCUAGUCCGUCGACAGCCAACAACGUAGGCAUACUCCUCGCUAGCGUACAGCAGUCCGCGCCUUCCAAGGCCAGUCCAAUGUCGCAUGCGUUCGCACAUCCUCAAAUUCCUGGACUCGUCCCCGGCAGUGGAGUAGCUCUUGCGCUUGCCUACUAUUAUUACGGACUCCAACUGGACCAGUCCCAUGCACACCUCUACACGAACCUCGGAAGCCUCUUGAAAGAUAUUGGGCAGCUAGAUUACGCCAUAAACAUGUACGAACACGCCGUGAAGUGCGAUUCUAACUUCGACAUCGCUCUUGCCAAUCUGGCCAACGCUGUUAAAGACAAAGGUCGGAUCGCCGAUGCUAUCUAUUACUACAAGAAAGCCGUUAAAUCCAGUCCUGACUUCGCUGAAGCUGUUUGUGGGCUUGCCAACGCCCUCAACUCUGUCUGUAACUGGGCUGGUAGAGGUGGCAUUGCUGAAGAUGGUGGCUCGAGAGAUCGUUGGCACGUGAACGAUAGCGGCAUGCUUCUGGACGCAAGGAUCCCUGGUGCAUCAAGCUCCGGUUGGAUUCAUAAGGUUGUUAAAUUGGUCGAGAAGCAACUUGCCGAUGGUGAAGAUUGGGGUCGAGGCAUGAUGAAUGAACAGUUCAUUUAUGAUGUUGUUCGUCCAUUGUCCCUCACAGGGAGCGUACAAGAUGUAAAAGAGAAGGAAACCAGCAUGGUAUCUGUCUUGCAUAAGUGGAAAGGACAAAAGUGGGAAGGCGCUCGCAUCGUGCGACUUGUCGAGCGUGCUAUACGAUGGAUGACUUGGCAAUGGUACCAGGACCGCUACAUUACUGGAACGCAGCGACCGCCGAUGUCUUACAAGAGGCCCCAACUGCCAGCAGCUCUAACGGUACCCGCAGCACCUACCGUCCUUCCUUUCCACACAUUUACGUGCCCUAUGUCAGCUAAACAGAUUCGUCUCAUCUCGCAACGCAACGGACUACGCAUCUCGACCUCGACGUUAAGGGUCCCUUGGCUGCCGCCAACCGUCUACCAGCCUCCUGCGCCACCACAACCAUAUCUGAAGGUUGGCUACGUAUCGUCAGAUUUCAACAAUCACCCAUUAGCCCACCUAAUGCAGUCGGUAUUUGGUCUUCACAAUCCAAGCAGAGUAAGGGCAUACUGUUACGCUACUACAGCGAGUGAUGGAUCGGAGCAUCGCAAACAGAUUGAAAGAGAAUCGCCGGUGUUCUACGAUGCCAGCAGUUGGUCAGCGGAACGACUUGUCCAUCAGAUAACUCACGACGGUAUACAUGUCCUUGUGAACCUGAAUGGUUACACUAGAGGCGCACGAAAUGAAGUUUUUGCUGCCCGUCCUGCACCCAUCCAGAUGGCUUUCAUGGGUUUUGCAGGCACUCUAGGCGCCGAGUGGUGCGACUAUCUACUCGCCGACGACACCGCUGUACCUCCGGAUACCCUCCGACAGUGGCGCCGUAACGUCGAUCUCGAAGAUGCCCUCGUAGAUGACAACAGUGGUGGAAGUGAUGAGGAAUGGAUCUAUGGAGAGAACAUUGUCUUCUGCCGAGACACCUUUUUCUGUUGUGACCAUCGACAGAGUGCUCCGGAUUCACAAGGACGACAGCCCAACUGGGAGGAAGAGCAGCAACGACGAUGGGCCAUGCGCAAAGAAAUCUUUCCGAACCUCUCGGACAAUGCGAUCAUUCUUGCAAACUUCAAUCAGCUGUACAAAAUUGAGCCUACUACGUUCCGUACCUGGUUGCGCAUUCUCGAAAAGAUACCUAAUGCAGUCCUGUGGCUCUUGCGAUUCCCCGACCUUGGCGAAACGAACCUCAAACAGACAGCUCUUCUCUGGGCAGGUGCAGAGGUGGCAAGUCGCAUCAUGUUCACCGACGUCGCGCAGAAACAUCAGCAUAUCUCCAGGGCCCGUGUGUGUGAUCUCUUCCUCGACACACCAGAGUGCAAUGCACACACGACUGCUGCCGACGUUCUUUGGUCUGGAACACCGCUGCUUACGUUACCCCGCUAUAAAUACAAAAUGUGCUCCCGUAUGGCAGCCUCGAUUCUUAAGGGUGCGCUACCGAAGACGCCAGCGGGUGCGCAAGCGGCAAAAGAACUCAUUGCCAUCAACGACGAUGAAUACGAAGCCAUGGCUGUUCGCCUUGCGCGUAAUUGCACCUACAAUGGGCACCGAGCCCAGGGCCGCCUGAGUGAGCUUCGCCGUAUGCUUUACGAAUCACGAUGGACAAGUCCACUUUUCGACACCAAACGAUGGGUCAGAGACCUAGAAGACGCUUAUGAGAUAGCAUGGAAGAAGUGGGAGAAGGGUGAAGGUGGCGAUAUCUGGUUGCAACAUGAACAACCCUCGCGCGCUUAG
This is a messenger RNA of Alternaria postmessia, 4884 nucleotides long. RefSeq lists its product as uncharacterized. Bases 1 to 4884 code for a protein of 1627 amino acids. Gene Ontology annotation, biological process: protein O-linked glycosylation. Gene Ontology annotation, molecular function: protein binding; glycosyltransferase activity. The transcript has 4 exons. The record is from RefSeq and is a predicted model, not a curated record. NCBI's taxonomy places the organism in Eukaryota, Fungi, Ascomycota, Dothideomycetes, Pleosporales, Pleosporaceae.